UGAGGGUUUGGGAUGAGCAGCUCUUCCCGGCGGGGGGAACACGGUGUCCUGGAGCUGUGCCCGGAACAGGGGGGGCGACACUGGGAAUUGCCCCACCGGGCCAGGGGACCCCGCGGAGCAUCUUCCCAGCCCGCGCAGCCCUACUUCCCGCCCCUCCCCGUGUUUUGGGGGGCUGUCCCCUCCAUCCCCCCGUGUCCCCCCUGGGCUGGGCGGUGCCCCCGGGGGGAUGCCGCAGCCGCUGACGUCACGGCGCUCAGCCAAUGGGCGCGGGUUCUGGCGGGGUGGGGCGGGGGCGGCCCCGGUGGGGAGCGGGGCUGCUCCGGGGGGUCCCGGUGCCCCCCGCUCUCCUCAUGCAGGGCAUGGGGAGCCUCCGGCUGGGCAGCCGCGCCGUCAUGUACACGGCGGAGACCCUCCCCAAGGGCAAGAACCGCGUCAUGGGGACCAUCCAGAUUAUGACGGGAUUCCUGCACAUCGGCUUCGGGAUCGUCCUGACCACGCUCACCAAUGUCUACACCUCGGUCUUCGUCAUUGGAGAGAUCCCUUUCCUGGGCGGCGUGUCGUUCAUCAUCUCCGGGUGCCUCUCCAUCGGCGCUGAGAAGAGCCCCACGGAAUGCGCGGUGAAGGGCAGCCAGACCAUGAACGUCAUCAGUGCCAUCUUUGCGCUCCUGGGAAUCGUGGCCUUCAUCGUGGACCUCAACCUCAACGGGCUCUACCGCUCCAGCUUCAACUACUACAGCUAUCUCGUCCUGCUCGCAGGGAAUGGGAUUUCCAUCGUGCUGCUCAUCUUCACCAUCCUGGAAUUCUGCAUCGCCGUGGCCACCGCCAAUUUCUGGUGCCGGGCCACCCGCCUCAGCUCCAACGAGGCCAUGCUGAUCGUCCCCAGUGCCACCCGUGUGGAUCUGGCCGCGCCACCGGCGGAGCUGCCUCAGCCUCCCAGCUACAGCGAGCUGGCUGCUCCUGAAGUCUGACACCGAGGCUGUUGGAAUGGGAUCCUGCCUCCAUCGCUCCUAAAUCCCAGGGCUACGGCAUCCUCCUCCCACUGUGCUGCUGGCUGGGAUGUGCUGGUCCCCCCCAAAAGCCAGGGACACCCCCAAAUUCCCUGCCCCUCUGCCCCUGGGCCUGGUCUGAGGGGCUCCACUUGCUGGCUGCUAUGGGAAGGGGCUUCUCCAAGGGGGAAAUCUUGGGCAAUUCCUGCCUGUAAAUCCCUGGUGGGAUGCUGGGGUUCGCUCAUGUUGGGGUUCAGGAAUUCCUGGUGGUUUGGAGUGACCCCAAGGUGUGCUGGGAGCUGGGCGGGUCACCGGAGCAUCUACCUCGGCUCGUCCCCUGUUGGCUUCAUUUUCUCUUGGGAAUAAAUGCUCUCUCCG
Molecule: messenger RNA, 1364 nt
Organism: Onychostruthus taczanowskii (white-rumped snowfinch)
Lineage: Eukaryota; Metazoa; Chordata; Aves; Passeriformes; Passeridae
Product: membrane-spanning 4-domains subfamily A member 12-like
Exons: 7
Coding region: 261-968 (235 amino acids)
Biological process (GO): cell surface receptor signaling pathway
Cellular component (GO): plasma membrane
Source: RefSeq, a predicted model, not a curated record